Messenger RNA from Gadus chalcogrammus (walleye pollock), 2669 nucleotides. It is a transcript of the gene cd81a, whose product is annotated as CD81 molecule a. The record is from RefSeq and is a predicted model, not a curated record. Gene Ontology annotation, cellular component: membrane. NCBI's taxonomy places the organism in Eukaryota, Metazoa, Chordata, Actinopteri, Gadiformes, Gadidae. Bases 192 to 908 code for a protein of 238 amino acids. The transcript is spliced from 8 exons.
UGCGUAUUGUGUUGUCAGGCGGGCUGCUCCCAUCUAUCUUUAAGGGGCGGGGGAGAAGUUGGGUGUUGCCUCCCUCUUCAAGCAUAACUCGGGACCCACAAAGAGUUGCGCUCCGUUACAAUCUAUCCUCCUGAACCAGCGUCUCUCGGUCUCUCUGUUUACCCGUCGAAGCACCCCUCGAACCGCGAACCAUGGGAGUGGAAGGCUGCACCAAAUGUAUUAAAUACCUCCUCUUCUUCUUCAAUUUCGUCUUCUGGCUUGCUGGGGGGAUCAUUCUGGGCGUGGCCCUAUGGCUGAGACACGACACAAAGACCAGCAAGCUGCUGGACAUCAAGUUUGAAGAAGCCCAGGCACCCAGCACCUUCUACAUUAGUGUCUACAUCCUGAUUGCCGUCGGAGCCGUGAUGAUGGUUGUAGGUUUCCUCGGUUGCUAUGGCGCCAUCCAGGAAUCGCAAUGCCUUCUGGGAACUUUCUUCGCCUGCCUGGUGAUCCUGUUCGCCUGCGAGGUGGCUGCGGGCAUCUGGGGCUACAUGCACAAGGACACAGUGACCAAGGAGAUGAUCAACUUCUACGACUCAAUUUACGACAAGGCGGUCUCCGCAACUGUGACGCAAGAUAAGAGAGAGGCCGCCGCCUCUGUGCUCAGGGGUUUCCACGAGACGCUGGACUGCUGCGGUAAAGGACAGAUCACCAGUGUGUUGACCACACUGACAGACAAGAUGGGGCUCACCUCCAUCUGUCCCAAGACCAUCACCCUCACCAACUGUCACACCAGGAUCGAGGAGCUGUUCACUGAUAAGAUCUACCUGAUCGGCAUCGCCGCCCUGGCGGUCGCUGUGAUCAUCAUCUUUGAGAUGAUCUUCAGCAUGGUUCUAUGCUGUGGGAUCCGCAACAGCCCGGUGUACUAGAGCACCAGGGGGGCUCCCCCAAGAUAUGAUGGAAGGAACCCUUUAUGUCCUCCUCCUCCUCUCUCUGUACAUGUAUCUGUAUCUUCCUUCACUGCUCACCAUCCCUCUCUCUCCCCCCCUCCCUCUCUCUUCCCCUCUCUCUCUCCCCGUCUUCCCCUCCCUCUCUCUCCCCCCCUCCCUCUCUGUUACCCCUCUCUCCUCCGCCCCCCAGUGGCUGUAUUGUGUAACUGCCCCUCUCCCCCCUUCCUCUCUCUGCUACCCCUGGUGGCUGUAUUGUGUAACUGCUUGCUGGAUCUGUAGUCGUCUAGGAGUGGGGGGCGUCUGUACCCCGCCGCCGCUGCUCCUCUCGAAGAUGCUGUUUCGUAUUUGACCAGUGCUGCCCUUCAACACAGGCACACAAACACACAAACACACGCACACACACUACACGCCCCACAAGUUCUACCGAAUGCAAAGCUUCACUUUUCUUUCGUUUUUUGUUCUUUCUGACCUUCACCGCGUUCACGCUGAAGUCUGUGAGAAUUCCUCUUUUUCCACUGUUUUAUGUAUAAACUGUAUAUAAAUAUAUGAUAGCAGUGCUUUAUGACUGCAUAAGCAUGGUUGUUGUACUAGACUCCGCUAUAGUGUUAAUGCUUGUUUGCCUUGCCUUGACCAACCACUAAGAGCUUGAGAGCUGGUAGCCUGGCUAGACAUGACAGAGCCGCGAUGCAGGCCGACCUACUGCAGUCAGCAUCAUGAUAGAACCGCGAUGCAGGCCUAGCGACUGCCGCUAGCAUCAUGAUAGAACCGCGAUGCAGGCCUAGCGACUGCCGCUAGCAUCAUGAUAGAACCGCGAUGCAGGCCUAGCGACUGCCGCUAGCAUCAUGAUAGAACCGCGAUGCAGGCCUAGCUACUGCAGCUAGCUUCCCUAGCGUGCACGUGCACACACUGACGCACACGUAUACAUACAUACAAACGCACACACACACGCAUGUAUACAUGCAUACAAAUGCGCAGACACACACACACACACACACACACACACACACACACACACGCACGCAUAUGAAGACCUCCCUGCCUUAUAGACCAUUCUUACCAUUCAGUCACCUCACAGUGGGCCCGUGUGUGUCGGGGCGCGAGGAGACGUUAGAGACGCACCCCGGGCUUCCUGGCUCAAAGCCAUGUGAUCCCCAUUCCCCAGGUUUAUAUUACGUAACACCGUUUACCCUCAUCCUGUGCUUAAACCACACAGGAAGGGAACCCCCUGAUUAUCAUGUCUAGGACGGCCGUAGCGAUCGCUAUGGACGCAGCGAUAGGCCAGACUUCAUCGCAGGUCAUCCAGGGCCGUGCCACUCCCUGUCGUUGGGUCCUCUUAUCAUUCGAUGGCUCAAGAGUACUUAAUUUAAGGCCUUCACAUCGUUGGGCUCGAUGCCCGGCGACACAGUGCGUUAACGCUGGAACCUGCGAGAGCUACUCUGAUUUCAUCGGUUCCCUACCCUGCUGCAGUAUUCACGGCUCACCAUUAGAGGUCAGGCGUGUUCCACUGCCAGCUUUGGGUUGAUCUCUGUUAGUUUUAUUUAGUCCAAACGGUCUGGGGGAUUCGGGUUUCAAAACGUUCAGAGACAGUCCACCGAUAGAUGCGGAUACCUGCAAUUGAGGCAACAACAAAACAAGCAUUGAUUUGCUCGCUCCGCUCCCUCCUACACGCACAAUGCCACACACACACACACACACACACACACACACACACACACACACACACACACACACACACACACA